AUGCCACGCAGAAAAGCCGCCGACCGUGCGGGCCAGGUGAAAACCCGGUCUCGUAGCGGCUGUCUAGAAUGUCGGGCCAGUCGCGUGCGAUGCGACACGAAAAAGCCCGUCUGCACUCGCUGCUUGGAGAAAGGCCUACCGUGCUCGACCAACCUUGUCCUAAAAUGGGAGUCUGAAUUCGUGAGCCGGGGCAUGGCCUUUGGCCGUGCUGGCGUGUGGAGUAAAAGCCGCACUGAUGCAUCGUCGGCCUCGGGGUCCAAUGCGGCUUCUCCUGCAUUCUCGGUGGAUGAUUUGCGACAAUGGUGUCAAUUGCCUGCAAUUCAUCCCUGGGCUUUCAUCAACAGCGGGAUGGCAACCUUUGAAAAUCCCGAUCAGAUAGAUAUUGCUCUGAAUGAACAAUUGGUAGUUGUUCCUUUCAUCAACCAUCAUACCAUGACCACGAGCGAGCCAUUAGCUGAUCAACCAGCAUACGGCUUCUAUUCCAUACACAACAUCAGUGGUCUCGCGACUGCGCUGAAUCCUGGACCCUCUCCUGCUCCUUCUCUUUUCCCGGGGAUCUCGAUGAUUGGCCAUUCAGAACUGUUUGAUUACUAUCUCCGUCAAGUCUGCCCUCGCACUACAGCCAGCUCCACCUUUUCUUCACCAUUUGCCUCUGUGAUCCUUCCCUUUAGCGUUUCAGCGUCCCCCACGCUGUUCAAGGCUAUUCAAUCGCUCGCUGCAUGUCACUGGGCCCGACGGGAUCCAAAUUACGGUACACUUGGACUCCGCUUGAAAUCAGAGACAUUGAGGGAUCUCCGCCGUCGUCUUUCAUACGAGGGAUCCGCAACUUGCUGCACGGAUCCCGAGGUUUUGCUCAUCAUGAUGAUGCUCUGCCUCUAUGAAAUCCUUGACAAGUGUGAUGAGCAUUGGACGAUCCAUCUCAAGGGCGCCAAAGAUCUGAUUCGACUGCGGAGGCAGCGAGUUGACACGGUUGCUCACCCGGUGACCACCUUUGCGGAGCAUUUCUUUGCCUUUCAAGAUGUCAUGGGUCGAACUGCCUGUGGCGAGGCGGUGUUGUUUGGAAGUGACUAUUGGAAGACGGAUGAUCAGCAGAUUGACUUGUGGAUGGGUUGCAGCCCCGAGCUGGUCGCUAUCCUUUCCUCUAUCACUGAACUGAGCCGGGCAAGGCGGCAACUUGAAUCGGGCAAUCCAUCCACCAUGUUCUCCGUGCGUGCCGCUUCGCUUGAACAACAACUAGAACAUCUAGUCCAAGAUAUUGGAGACGGGGAUGACGAGAUCCUUGCCUCCGUGGCGGAAGCCAAACGACUCGCUGCAUUGCUAUAUCUGCACUGUGCCCUCUACGGAGCUUCACCCACUACGGCUGUGGUGGUCGACUACGUACAUCAGAUCCUCCGCCUGGUCACGGAUCUGCUUGAACGCGACUCCAUGGCCAGCGUUAUGUGGCCCGUUUUUGUUGCCGCCGUGGAGCUUGAUCCAGCGCGAGAUGAGCUCUGGUCGGGUCCCGAUGGUCAACCGGUAUCCGGGCGCUCGAUUGUUCUUCAAGCGCUGGCGGCGAUGGCCGAUUCCACCAUCUCAAACAUUGCUCGGACUCGUGCGGUGAUCAUCCAAGCGUGGCAGGCCCGUGAUCAGGAUCUUCUUAAACCGCCGCAGAUGGAGAUGAAUGACUGGGAGAAGUAUGUGGCUCCUAUCAGCACCUCGAUGAGCUUGGCAUGA
Molecule: messenger RNA, 1713 nt
Organism: Penicillium daleae
Lineage: Eukaryota; Fungi; Ascomycota; Eurotiomycetes; Eurotiales; Aspergillaceae
Product: Zn(II)2Cys6 transcription factor
Exons: 1
Coding region: 1-1713 (570 amino acids)
Biological process (GO): positive regulation of transcription by RNA polymerase II
Cellular component (GO): nucleus
Molecular function (GO): zinc ion binding; DNA-binding transcription factor activity, RNA polymerase II-specific; transcription cis-regulatory region binding
Source: RefSeq, a predicted model, not a curated record